This is a messenger RNA of Didymella exigua CBS 183.55, 2115 nucleotides long. RefSeq lists its product as uncharacterized. The record is from RefSeq and is a predicted model, not a curated record. Lineage: Eukaryota; Fungi; Ascomycota; Dothideomycetes; Pleosporales; Didymellaceae. Bases 1 to 2115 code for a protein of 704 amino acids. The transcript has 2 exons.
AUGCCACCCCUGGUAGGCUUUUCCGACAACCCUUUCCGCACCCAUGAAGACUUCAAGCUUGGUGCUAUCGCGUUACUGCGCGCCAUCAAACCUUAUCAAUCGCCAGGUGGUGCACGCGUGAAGCUACCGUUGGCAACUGGAACCCAUUUUGACGAUGUCGCAGCACAGCUCGAGGGUUUUGCUCGGGCACUAUGGGCUGUAGGGACCCUUCUGCAUUCCAGGAUCACCACGGAGGUUGAAUACAAUGAGCUUGUCCGUCCCUACAUUGAAGGGCUGGCGAACGGUACAGAUCCAGAGCACGCCGAGUAUUGGGGUCCGGUGGUCCUCAGAGAUCAGCGGAUGGUGGAGAUGGAGAUCAUCUCGUACGCAUUGCUGGCAGCGCCAGAUGCCAUGUUUCAUUCUCAAAGUGACACGGCCAAACGAAACAUCACAGAGUGGCUAAAGACGAUAAAUGGCAAAGACUUCCCUAUCACAAAUUGGCUGUGGUUCCGGGUCAUGACAAAUCUCGCGCUUGUCAAGGUCUGCGGCAUCCUUUAUGAGCAAGUUGGCGAUGCUAUGAAAGAAGAUCUGGAUCUCAUGGAACGCUUUUAUCUGGGGCAAGGGUGGGCAGCAGAUGGUAUGUGGAAUGAAGAAGGAAAACAGGCCGAUUAUUACUCUGGCAGCUUCGCGAUACAGUUCUCGCAACUCAUGUACGCAAAGAUGGCGCAAGACCUCGAUCCUGAAAGGUGCACACGAUUUCGAGAACGUGCGAAAGAGUUUGCAACGACGUUUUGGAGGUACUUCGAUUCCAAUGGUGCUGCUAUUCCAUUUGGUCGAAGUUUGACUUACAGAUUCGCUUUUGCUGGGUUCUGGUCUGCUGCAGCCUUUGCAGAGGUCGAACUCCCUUCGCCAUUGAACGACUUGGGAGUGGUCAAGGGCUUACUCCUUCGUCAUUUUAGGUGGUGGAGCAAUAAGCACGACAUCUUCAACGUCGACGGUUGCUUGAAUAUUGGUUUCGCAUACCAGAACUACUACAUGUGUGAGGACUACAACUCUCCGCAGUCCGUCUACUGGGCUUUAAAGUCUUUUCUCGCUUUAGGUCUGCCAAGUAAUCAGCCUUUCUGGACAGCAGAGGAGAAGCCUCUGCCUGGCGGAAACGCUCUGGCAUCCCCUAUUGACGCACCAAUGCACAUAGUGUGCAACACCGGGAAUCAUCAUUUCCUGCUGUCAUCAGGGCAGUUCUGUCCCUGGCCUCUCAAAGCUACGGAAGCCAAGUAUGGCAAGUUCGCAUACUCCUCGCAUUUCGGCUUCAGCGUUCCCACUGGUCCGCUCCUUCAGCAGAUGGCUCCAGACAACACGAUUGCCAUAAGCAAAGAUGGAGGUGACACCUGGCGCGUACCGUGGAAGGUCAAGCAUAACGAGCAGCGCGCUGUAGCACUCUUCAAAGGAAGGGACGAGACUGUAGAGAGCCUCCAGGUGCUCAGCAGUCACUGGAAACCGUGGAGGGACUUGGAGGUCGAAGUUCGCACGAUCCUAGUUGCUCCUUGUUCUAGGUGGCCGGACUGGUAUGUACGUUUCACCAGUAUUGGAAACCCAGGUCUGAGCCCCGUGACCCUCAAUUUAUCUCAAGGAGGAUUCGCAAUUCAGGGGCGAGGUUCUAAGAAGGGCGAGAUUCUGCCUACGUUCGCAGAGAGCGCCACUAUCAAAGCCACCGAAAGUUCGUCGUUUGCAGAGGGUAUUCUGGAGACAGUUGACGGUGCGUUGAUCUGUUCAGAUGCUGGAGCAAGUGGGGUCAGAUCUGUCAUCUUGCGAUCCCUCACAGGAGAGCAAGACUCCGCUGAGAACGUGACUUCUUCUGGACAUGUUUUGAAACCGGACGCCAACACUAAUCUGAUGUGGCAAAGAACUCUGAUUCCGACCAUCCGGUCCAAGACGAGAGUAUUGAAUACAGGAGACAGUAUACAUCUCAUAUCCGCUGUUUUGGCCGUGGCGAGAACCUCUGACAAGAUUGCACAGUACGAUGCAUUGGAUCUGCAGAAGAUGUGGGAAGACGUACCGGUCAUUCGUGCUGGCAAGCUGAGCGCCAAGGGGGGUGGAGACGGUGGGGAAUACAUCAAUGUCCAAAUUCUCUCCUAG